AUGUGCUACGUUGUUUCACUGGUCAUCUUCGGGUCAGCCAUUGGACUCAAGUACUUCCGGCUCAACUCCUACAGCAUCCAGUUCGUUUUCUAUUUUAUCUACUCGAAUCUGCAAAUCGCCGUCGCCUUUUUAGUCUCUUCGUUAUUCUCAAAGGUUAAGACUGUGACAGUCGUUGCUUACAUAUUGGUCUACGGAACUGGGCUCUUGGGCAGCUUUCUCUUUCAAAAGAUGCUUGAAACUCAGUCAUUCCCGGAAGAAUGGAUUGUUGCCUUGGAGUUGUAUCCUGGCUUUUCUCUAUACCGCGUGUUGUAUGAGUUCUCGCAAUAUGCGUCACGUGGAAACGGGAUGCAAUGGCAAGAUCUUGGCGAUAGUGGAAUGGGUGAAGUCUUAACCAUCAUGUCAAUAGAGUGGUUUUUGGCUAUCAUCCUAGCCUUAUACUUCGAUCAGGUUGUCUCGUCCGGGAAGCAACCUUUCUUUUUCUUGGACAUUUUUUUCAAUAAAUCUUCUUCAUCCCUACCAAGGAGGCCUAGUACUAUGCAGAGGCUGGAUUCUAGAAAAGUCUCCAUAGAUAUGGAUAUGGAUAAACUAGAUGUCACUUACGAGAGGGAGAAAGUUGAGCAAUUGAGGAAAGAAGGGGUCACAGGACAUGCGAUCGUGUGUGACAACCUGAAGAAGGUGUAUCCAGGUAGAGAUGGUAACCCACCAAAACUAGCAGUAAGAGGCAUGUAUCUCGACGUUCCUUCAGGAGAAUGUUUCGGCAUGCUUGGACCUAACGGCGCCGGCAAAACCUCCUUCAUCAGUAUGAUGACGGGGCUCCUCAAACCUUCAUCUGGAACAGCCUUGGUUCAGGGUUUGGACAUAUGUAACGAGAUGAACAAAGUAUACACGAGCAUGGGCGUAUGCCCGCAGCACGACUUGCUUUGGGAGACGCUAACAGGAAGGGAACAUCUUCUCUUUUACGGGAGACUUAAGAAUAUCAAGGGCUCUGCUCUAACACAUGCUGUGGAAGAAUCUUUAAAAGGCGUCAGCCUUUUCGAUGGAGGAGUUGCCGACAAACCUGCUGGAAAUUACAGUGGUGGUAUGAAAAGGCGACUUAGCGUGGCUAUUUCACUUAUCGGGAACCCCAAGGUGGUGUAUUUGGAUGAGCCAAGCACAGGACUUGAUCCAGCCUCGAGGAAGAACUUAUGGGAUGUGAUUAAGCGUGCAAAAAAAAACACAGCAAUAAUCCUCACAACUCACUCAAUGGAAGAAGCAGAAUUUCUAUGCGAUAGAUUGGGGAUAUUUGUAGACGGAGGCUUGCAAUGCAUAGGAAACUCCAAGGAGCUGAAGAGCAGGUACGGUGGAUCAUAUGUUUUCACGAUGACAACAUCUUCAAAACAUGAGGAAGAGGUAGAGAGAUUGGUUUCAACUGUCUCUCCCAACGCUAAGAAGAUAUAUCAUCUCGCUGGUACACAGAAAUUCGAGCUUCCAAAGCAGGACGUUAGCAUUGCUGAGGUGUUUCGGGCUGUAGAAAAGGCCAAAUCCAACUUCACUGUCUUUGCAUGGGGACUCGCCGACACCACUCUCGAAGAUGUCUUCAUCAAAGUCGCUAGAAAUGCUCAAGCUUUUAUUUCCUUGUCUUAA
Molecule: messenger RNA, 1623 nt
Organism: Microthlaspi erraticum
Lineage: Eukaryota; Viridiplantae; Streptophyta; Magnoliopsida; Brassicales; Brassicaceae
Source: the annotation of a GenBank genome assembly